This is a messenger RNA of Hordeum vulgare subsp. vulgare (domesticated barley), 3103 nucleotides long. RefSeq names its product G-type lectin S-receptor-like serine/threonine-protein kinase LECRK2. The transcript has a single exon. The record is from RefSeq and is a predicted model, not a curated record. Gene Ontology annotation, molecular function: protein serine/threonine kinase activity; ATP binding. The coding region runs from base 401 to 2872 and encodes 823 amino acids. Lineage: Eukaryota; Viridiplantae; Streptophyta; Magnoliopsida; Poales; Poaceae. Gene Ontology annotation, biological process: protein phosphorylation.
CCGAGAUCUAAGCUUUGAAGCUCACGGUUCGUGCCAAAUGGCACAUGCCCAUCGAACUUAAUUAUCCACUGAUUUGCUGAUGGAAACUUCGUACGUACUUAGCGGUAAGAUUCAAAAGUGCGAUCCCGUUCACACAGACGUUUAGUUUGGAUAAGUCUGUCGCUUUCAAAAACAAAACGGCAAUCAAAUUAUCUCCUGCAAACGUAUGAGAUAUGACGCUUAACCUUGACAGUGUCUAUGACUGCCGGCCGGCAAGCGGGAUACUUUGUUUAGGCUACCAAUUAACUCAUCUCCUGUGUGUGUCACUAUGGAAAAGAAUAUUGUAGCAUAAGUGAGGAACUGAAGAUAUAUAAGAACAUGACAUGAGUAUACACUGACCAACAAAUUAAAGUGAACACAGAUGAAGCCAACAGGCAUUUCGCCCUCUUUUUCCCGCCACCUUGGCCCACUGCUUGUGCUCUUGCUGCACCAAGCUCAUCUGCUUGUAGCCAACGUACUCACCACCGGAUCGACUCCGCUCAGGCCUCCAAACUACAUCACCUGCUCUUCCGGGGAGUAUGCGUUCGGGUUCCGUGCCCUCGAGGCUGACCCUAGCCGGUUCUUCCUCGGCGUCUGGUUCAACAUCAACCUCACCCAGGAGGCCAACCCAGCGGAGCAGAAGGUGGUGUGGUACGCGAAAGAUCCAGGCUCGGACUCGGCCGUCAACGUGAUGGCGCUAUCCGUGCUCGACAUCAUCGAUGGCUACCUCUCCCUCGGCGACACCAGCGGCAUCAUCAUCUGGAAGAACCCCAACCCUGGCAUGCUGUACGGCGCUGACCUCGUGCUUCAGGACUCAGGCAACCUCCAGUUCCUCGCCUCCAGGGAUAAGACUGUCGUGUGGGAGAGCUUUCGGGAUCCGACCGAUACGCUCCUCCCAGGGCAGUCCAUGGGCCCUGGAUCAGCCCUUCAUUCGAAACACUCAGACACAGACUUGUCUCGCGGCCGCUUCGGCCUGUACGUGCAGGACGACAACAAUAUCGUCUUCUACCUCAUGAACCUUGCCGCUGGCAGUCUGGCUCUGGACCAGUACAACGCAUACUGGGCGAGCAACACCGUCACCAACCAAACUCAGGACGGCAACACGACUCUUUUCUUCGACUCGCCGGGGCAUCUCUACUACCAAACCAAGAACGGCAUGGUGCAUGACGAGAUACCUCCACUUCUGAACUCCACCAUCAGUUACCACCAGCAUGCAACGCUUGAUCCAGACGGCAUCGUCCGCCUCUACACCCGGCCGAAGAAUGCCACCGGUGGAAGGAACAUGUCGUGGGCAGUUAUGGGACAGUUCCCAACUGAAGGGUGCAAGAGGGGCACCAAACUCCAAGGUUUGUGUGGCAUCAACUCAUUCUGUGUAUAUGGUCCUAACGACCGGCUUGAUUGUGAGUGCCCAAGCGGCUACUCCUAUGUCAAUUCUCAGCUCAGGUACAUGGGCUGCACACAGGGGUUCAUGCCACAGAGCUGUGAUGGGAAGAACCACUCUGCCGAGUUUGGGGUCGUCAAGCACCCGAACACCAAUUGGGCAAAAUCGCCAUACGAGAGACGUUUGCACAUUACAGAGGAUGAGUGUGCAAGCUACUGCUUGAACGACUGCCUCUGCGCCGCUGCUACUUAUGAUGGUACUUACUGUAGCAAGAUGGUAUCGUUGGCAGGUGUUGGACGGCGCGGAGGAGACGUUGCCAUGGAUACAUUGAUCAAGGUGCGGACGAGCAGCCCCUCGGUGCCGUCGUCACCGAGAAGGAUAUUGCCUUAUGUACUACUUGGUGGCUCAGCAUUCCUGUUGCUGUCUGCAGUAAGUAGUCUCAUGUUACAUUGGUACCUUAGGACCAAGAACACCAACCAUGACUUUGUGAGGGCUUACACCGCAAAAGAGCUUUACCAAGCCACCAAUGGCUUUCAUAGGUUGCUAGGCAGAGGAGGCUUUGGUGAGGUCUAUUAUGGGAUGUUGAAGUCGCUACACUACCCUGAGAUAGCAGUGAAGAAGCUCAUCAGCUCCAAUGAUUACAGCGAGAGGGAGUUCGCGAAUGAGGUACAGUCCAUCGGCCAGAUCCACCAUAGGAACCUAGUCCGCAUGGUUGGUUACUGCAAAGACCGAGCUCAACGGAUGUUGGUGUUCGAGUUCAUGCCAGGUGGUUCCCUUCGGAGCUUCCUUUUCCAGCCUCAGCGACCGAUGUGGUGUUGGCGUGCUGAGGCAGCACUCGGUAUUGCCAAGGGCCUAGAGUACUUACACGAAGGAUGCAAUUAUCCAAUUAUCCAUUGUGACAUCAAGCCCGACAAUAUAUUGUUAGAUAACAAGAAAAAUCCAAAGAUUACUGACUUUGGGAUUGCCAGGCUUCUUAGUGACCAGCAGAUGCACACCACGGUGACCAAUGUCAGGGGCACAAGGGGGUAUAUUGCCCCUGAGUGGUUCCAAAGCGACAGGCGCAUCGACACCAAGGUUGAUGUGUACAGCUUCGGUGUUGUGCUACUAGAGAUGAUAUGCUGCCGAAAGUCCCAGGAGCCAGUGCCUGGUCAGGAUGGUGACGACUCGGUCAUGCUAUUUGAGUGGGCAGGUCAAUUGGUUGGUGAUGGCAGGACCGAGGUUUUAUUUCAUAGCGAUGAUGACGCCAUUGAGGAUUUGGUCAGAGUGGAGAGGUUUUUGUGUGUUGCUCUCUGGUGUAUUGAGCAGAAUCCUUCACUCCGCCCGACUAUGCAUCAGGUGGUGCAGAUGCUGGAGGGUGUGGUUGAGGUCGACACUCUACCAGCUCCUACAAGCUCCAACUGUUCAUCGCCGUUGACCUCUUCGGUCGACGAGAGCCCUCUGUUGUCAGGUGGUGCUACUCUUGCGAUAGAGUGAUUCUUACCGUACUUUUUACGAACGCUAAUUGUUUCACCAUUGUGUAACUGUUGAUGGUGUAGCUACGUUUCUGUAAACAUGACAUCAGUCUUGCAUUCUAGCUACAUACAUGUCUUCUAGUAAAUGUCAGCAUAUGCUAUGUAUUCAUCCAUUGUGGUCCAGUUAUGCAACAAUCCUUUGGUUUGAGCACUAAUUUAUCAUUAGAUUUUUUUUUUGACUCCUUUCUGAUCA